Messenger RNA from Ostrinia nubilalis (European corn borer), 3137 nucleotides. RefSeq lists its product as uncharacterized. Lineage: Eukaryota; Metazoa; Arthropoda; Insecta; Lepidoptera; Crambidae. The transcript has 7 exons. The coding region runs from base 293 to 3085 and encodes 930 amino acids. The record is from RefSeq and is a predicted model, not a curated record.
CAUAAUAUGUCGGUUAACCACUUGAACGUCAAAUCUGACAUUCUAAUUUGAAAACUUGAUCGUUGCUGUUGCGCGCUCCGUUUUCUUAUUGGAUUUCUUUCUCUUUGCAUUCGCGAUCCUUGAUAGUAAAACGUUGAGUCGAGCUAAUGCUCCUCCGUUCUAACUUCAGGUCUUGUGUGUGUUGAGAAAGUGACUGAGAUAGUGACUCUGUUAUACCUACGUGUCGUGUUGAGAUAGUGACUCUGAGAAAGUGAACUUUUACUUUUGUUUAUGUGCUUGUGUGACCACAACCAUGCCUCAGAAGAUCUGCUGUGUUUCUUCAUGCAAAUCAUCACUUCAAAAUGGUGCCAUUCUUCAUAGCUUUCCGAAUCCAUUGAAAGAGUUGGAAAAGUUUCGCACAUGGGUGAAAAAUGCUGGUAUUGAUGGAGAGGAUGACAAACAUAUAUUUGCCAACAGAAGAAUUUGCCAUCUUCAUUUUAAUAAAAUAUAUCAUUACCCGAAAAACAGAUUGAGCAAACUGGCAAUUCCAACACUGCAUCUUCCAGAUGUCCCAUCCAGUUACACAGCAGAGCCUAUGGACGUGUGUGAGCAGCAGCCACCCACAUAUAAAGAGAUCUAUUGUGGUCCUAAUACUAGUGCACCACAACCAACUUCUAAAAGGCCUCAGCCCAUGACAAUGGAUGACCAGCAGCCAAGCACAAGCACUAUGAUUUACACUGGUGUUACUAGAAGUGCACCACAACCAACUUCUAAAAGGCCUCCGCCCAUGACAAUGGAUGACCAGCAAGCAGCAAGCAAGCAGCCAAGCACAAGGACUCACAGUGGUGUUAUUAGAAGCCAUAUGUUCAAGAACCAAUUUGAACAAGAUCUAUAUAAAGCAGUCGCCAAAACACAAGCGGAACUCAGACGAUGCAAAAAAGCAAAAGCGGGACUAAUAGAGAAGUUACAAAUAGCCAAGAAAUUGACCCGUUCCAAAGCUUAUCAAUAUGUUACAAAAGACUUGUCACCAGCAGCAAAAACAUUUUUUGAUAUGCAAAUAAGACAAUCUACAAAACACCCCAAAGGACAUCGUUUCACAUUAGAUGAAAAGAUAUUGGCAUUAUCAUUAUAUAAACCUAGUCCAAAGGCAUAUCGCUUGCUGAGCCAAAUAUGUGUUCUGCCGAAAAAAACUACCUUGAACAAAUUAAUGACGAAAACAUAUUUAAUGCCUGGGAUAAAUGAUAUUAUCUUUAAUAAUUUAAAGAAAAGGGUAGAAAAAAUGCCUAGUAAGCAUAGAUAUUGCUCUAUAAUAUUUGACGAAAUGGCCAUUGCUGCCCAUGUUGCAUUUGAUAAACAUACCGAUAAAAUAAAAGGUUUUGAGGACGACGGAUUCGAACGCGAAAGAAAAUUUGCUGAUCACGUGUUGGUAUUUAUGGUCAGAGGAGUAUUCAAAAAAUUUAAGCAGCCUGUCGCUUAUAGCUUUUGUACUGGAUCCACAAAAACGGAGAAGCUCAAAAGGCAAUUAAAAACAGUAAUUGAAAACGUUUUAGCAACCGGACUCAAAGUCAUUUCGACAACGUGCGACCAGGGAUCCACUAAUAUGGCUGCCAUAAAUUCACUAAUAAAUGACACCAAAGGUCAUUAUAUAAGGCAGAAUCAAGAAUUUAAAGGGGGGUUUUUUGAAAUCAACGAACACAAAAUUUACCCACUAUACGACCCCCCUCAUCUUUUAAAAGGAAUAAGAAACAAUCUGAUUACAAAAAAUUUGGAAUUUACUCUGAAUGGGAAAAAGCGCACGGCAAAAUGGGCCCAUUUAGAAGCUCUAUACAAAAAGGGCCCAAGCUAUAAAGGCAUGCGCUUAAUUCCUAAACUUACCGCGCGCCAUGUAAUUCCUAAUUUAAUACCUAAAAUGAAGGUUAAAUACUGCACGGAACUUUUUAGUAAAACUGUCAGCGUUGCCAUGGGAUUUACAGCAGGAACUGGCAGAAUCCCAAAAGAAGCUCAAGAUACUGCAGAAAUUUUAUUAUUUUUCGACAAUUUGUUCGAUUCCGUAAACGGUAGUUACAACAGAAUUGAAAAGGGUAAAGUUUACCGAUCUGCGGUCUCGCCAAAGUCACCACAUCAUAAGUUGUGGUAUAAAAGUCUACCAAUAUUAAAAUCCAUGCAAUUUGUUGGUGGAGCACGCUCAGGGGUGGUUCCAUCUUUAAGAAGUUGGAUUAAAACUAUAGAAGCAUUCCAGCAAAUAACAAAAAAAUUACAUUCCAUUGGGCUCAAAUCGUUACUGCUGCGCAAUUUCAAUCAAGACCCUUUAGAAAAUUUUUUUGGUGCAAUAAGGGCUCAUGGGCAUCGAAAUAUAAUGCCUACAGUGCCGGCAUUUGAGGCUUCUUAUAAAGCGCUUUUAAUAAAUAAUAUGGUGUCGCCUAAAUCAAUUGGGGCUAAUUGCGAAAGUGAUGAUGGCUAUUGUUUACAAAAUCUCAAAUACCUUUUUUAUGAAAACAUUGUUAGGCCCUUACCUAAAAAUAUAAUAAUAAAUUUUGAUCACAUAAACAUGGAUCUAACCAACAUUGAUAAUUUAAUAAAAAGCCAAAAUCCGUUAAACAUCGAAAAAUGCGCAGCAGCUGCUUAUUGUAGUGGUUGGGUUAUUAAAACAAUUUAUAAAAAUAUUGGUUAUUGUGAAAUGUGUAAAAGUGAUUUAGAAGGGGAUGGUGAAGAAAUCUAUUCAAAAUUUAUAACUAUGAAAAAAUAUUCAGAAAAAUGCAAUCUUCACUAUCCCAAUAAACAUUUGCUGGAAUGCCUAUUGCAUAUAGAAGAAAUCACAUUGUUAAUUUUAUCAACACAGUGUGAAUCGGAUCAAAUAUCCGAAUAUAUAAAAUUGGUAACCACUUCUCUUGUAACAUUAAAUUUUGUGACAUGCGAAAGUCAUAAAGAAAAAGUUAAAGAACUUAUAAUAUGUAAAGGAAUUUCCUUGAUGAUAAAUGACUGGUGUAAAGAAAUAAAUAAUAUAUUAAAUGGUAAAAAUAUAGUUUUUGAUGAAAAUUGUCCUAUGAAAAUGUUAGCGCACAGAUAUUUUGUAUCACAUAAAAGUAAAAAUAAAAGUUUUAAAUGAUUUACAUAUUUGUUUUUUAUUUCUUUUACCUUGUUUAGCAAUUGGUUAUGUG